AUGGAUCUGAGUGCCAUUCUCAACGAUGACGACGAAGAUCCUCUAAGCAAGGGAGAGACUGGACGAGGGAUAGAGACUAACCAGAGUCUAUCACGCCUGCUUCGCUUGCCGGCCGAGCUUCACGGUCCGAUCAUAUCCAAUUUAUCCAACCAAGAUAUCAAGAGCCUCCGUUCGACGUGCUCCUUCUUUCACGGCAUCGCACGCUUACGUUUGCACCGCAUAUUCCUUUCCGCCCAUCCGCGUGACAUCCACGUCCUGCGCGCUGUCGCUGACAGCGACACAUUUCGCCCUGGCGUCACUGAGCUGAUCUGGGACGAUUCGCGCCUGAGCAACUCCCCGCGUUUGGCGCAGGCGUACGAUGAGAAUGAAGAUGAUAAUUCCGAGGCGGAAGACAACGACGACGGCCAAGGGGUCCCACGAUGGUUCACCAAAGCGUGUGAUGAGAAUGUAGACGAGCUCAACAGCCGCAAGGGCCUGGACGCCGACCGCCCCGAGCACGAUGCCCGGGCGCAGCAGCUGAGCGCACGUCUCCCAAACGUCGCAUGCUGGGCACAUUACCAGGAGCUGCUCCGCGAGCAGAACACCGUCCUGGCAUCCGGUGCCGACGAGGCUGCAUUUCGUUAUGCGCUGCAGCGCUUCCCAUCCCUCGAGCGCGUCACAAUCACGCCGGCUGCCCACGGCUGGCUGUUUAACCCCCUCUAUGAGACACCCAUGAUCCGCGCCCUGCCCUACGGGUUCAGCUACCCAAUCCCUCGCGGGUGGCCCACGGCUCCAGAAGGCUGUUCGCCACACAAAAUGCGGCCCUGGCCUGCUGACGGCGACGACGAGGCGUACAAGGAUCAGUGGCGCGGCGCCCGCGUCGCCCUUCGCGUGCUGGCCGAAGCACAGACAGCACACAAUGUCACAGAGCUCCUCCUCGACGCUCACGACCUCGACACGGGCCUGAACUGCCGCAUCUUCGAGCACCCGGCCGCAAGCACCGAGUACGCCCACCUAAGCACCCUGUUGCGCCGCCCGGGCUUCCGCCGCCUGGACCUCGCGCUUGCUGUCGGCGGCCAGGAGCAUCUGGGGUGGUCCGCCCUGCGCGGCGGCCACCUGCGCGAUGCGCUGGCAGGCGCCUCUGAACUGAGGCACUUCAAAUUGCGCACGAACGUAUGGCCGGACCCGGACGCGCGUGCCCUGAUCCGCGGCAGCGGCGGCAACGCAGAGCACCACGUGCCACUCGGGAGCAUCGUGCCCACUGACGCAUGGGCCGGGCUCGUCCACUUUGGGCUGUCGGGCUUCCUCGUCACGCAGGAGGACGUGACCGCGCUGCUGAGGGCGCUGCCCGGCUCGCUGCGAUCGGUCGAGCUGAGCUUCUUGCACUUCCUCGACAACGGCGGCAACUAUCGGGGCCUGCUUGAGGAGAUGCGCGACACACUAGGCUGGCAUGAGCUGGAGGUGGCUUCCAGGCCGGCUGUGGUCGUUGGACACACGCUGAUCGUGCCGCGAUGUGGGCGGGCUGUGUGGGUCGACCGCGAGGCCAUGGGAAGGUUCUUGUAUAGCGAUGCACCGAAUCCGUUUGGCCACGAAGAUGGAUUCGCACCGAACCAGGUGCUGAUGGGGAACGGGAUGGGUGUUGAGCGAGACGCGUUUGACCCAAGUCAUGAGCGGCCGUACGUGGAUAAUUUUGCGCUGACGCAUCUGGGUGUGGUGAAGAAGGCGCCGUGGCUGGAAUGA
Messenger RNA from Diaporthe amygdali, 1719 nucleotides. RefSeq lists its product as uncharacterized. Bases 1 to 1719 code for a protein of 572 amino acids. NCBI's taxonomy places the organism in Eukaryota, Fungi, Ascomycota, Sordariomycetes, Diaporthales, Diaporthaceae. The transcript has a single exon. The record is from RefSeq and is a predicted model, not a curated record. Gene Ontology annotation, molecular function: protein binding.